Messenger RNA from Amoebophrya sp. A25, 2886 nucleotides. The record is from the annotation of a GenBank genome assembly. NCBI's taxonomy places the organism in Eukaryota, Dinophyceae, Syndiniales, Amoebophryaceae.
AUGUUGAUGGGUACUAGAACGACAUGGUUCGAGAUGCGGUCUCAAGAGCCGUCGUCUCAUCACCUCCUUGGAGACAAAAGAUGUUGGACCAGGAGCAAGGGCGUCAAAGCUGCUCCAACACUAACAGCAUCUGCAAGUUCUUCUGGCGUGUGUUGCUUCCUCGUCAAACAUUCUGGAAGCCAGAUGAAACACCAAGCCCUGACGACACCUUUCUCCGUUUUCGCCUUUCUGCGAUGGCUUGUUCUCAUUGCCUGCUUUUUUCCACAUCCGCUUUUGAGAACAACUGGUGUAAUAGCAUUUCCUAUAGCAGAUCCUUGUCGUGCUGAUACGCAGAUGGUAGAACUAGUAGAAAAAACAUUACAUACCAGCGUCCAGAAGAUGCAGCAUCGUUGUACACGAGCCAAAAGCGAUAUAUUUCAUUAUGGUGGGCUUGAAUGAUGUCAAGAUUCUGAUUCUCCUUUAUUAGAUGAAGGUGUGGGCCAACUAGUACGCAUCUUUUGGCUGUGGUAUUUUUGGUAUACUUACAUCUUCAUCUUCUCUUUCUCUUGUAAGGCACAGUUGCCAAUUCUUUACGUACUUCCUCCGCUUCUACACUGACUUACUCUUCGUCCUUCUCUUCAUAAAAAGCGUGUUUCGGGUCAUCUGGUGAAGCACAAGAUAGAGGAGUUUUGCGCUGAAGGCGUGACGCUGCUCUUAGGUGCAUUAGACAUUUUACAUUCGGCGUGUGUGGAUUUCAAUCGCAUGUUUUCCAGAGCAGUACGGCAAAACCGGUUCCUCAGACGACUCGGGAAACAGAUUCUGCCGACAGAUGAUAUUAGGAUUAUAAGAAUGCAGCUUUAUUGAUAGUAGAACAAUUGUUCCGAAGUGGACUUUUCAAAUUGGACUUAGUAAGUUGUUCGAGUCAUAGACUCUUCAUCAACAUAAACGGAUUUGUUGAUGUACAAUUUCGAAGAAGUACUAUGAUUCUGGUUUCAAGGUACAGUACAACUACGAAUUAUCACCUGGUGACCAAGUCUCCGUCCAAAAAUCUUCUAACUAUCGAACAAGAAAUAACGAAAAUGAAAAAUUCAAGCUACCUCAGAGCAGAGACAAACUGGUUGAGGACAUUACGAAAUCUUUUUAUCUCGGCUUCGAGCACAUGGGAGAUGUCAGUGACCACCUAGCAGAAGAGUUUCGCCUGAUAGUUCUGGCGUACUAUCAAGAAAGGGAGAAAGCAUUGCGAGCGAGACAAGCAGAAGAAGGCAGUGGGCCAGCCAGUGGGCGGAGUGAAAUGUAAGAAGAUAUGAAGGAUUUCAUUCUCUUGGCUUACUGCUUACUCUCAUCCUUCGCUCUUACCUUUAUCCUUGCUUAGCUCCUUUCUCUUGCUCUUCCAUAUAAUUCUUCUUCAUCCUUUUCCUGCCUUCACGGUGUCGGAGGAGACUGAACGGAUAUUACGUGUCAUGUUCCACGACGGUGAAGCUAUCAAGGACCUUGUGAUGCGUGCGCGGGUCCAAAGUAUAGUCUCCGAACUUCGAAAAUGGUCCACGAAUACAGAAGAGCUGUUUUAUGGCUAUAAGUGAAGAUACAACUUUUUCUGGAUGGAGUUUGUUAGAAAGAAACUUUUUCUUGGAGCAAAUGAAGCUCUACUCUGCUUUUUGGAUGCAGAACUACAAGAAGAAGAAACUUCAACUUCUUUGUUGCGAAAACCAUGGUUUUUCUGCUCAUUUGAACUUCUUUGAGUAGACUUACUGAAUGCACUGUAGUUCUAAGCCAAAGUAGACUUUUCCACCGGUGACGACUGGCGUGAGCCCAUUGUCGAACAUUUUAGGGGUCUGCUGAAAGACGACGCUCUCCUAUUCGAUCAGAACCCGAUGCGAUUAGCUAAUCUUAUGGGUUGUGGGUGUUGACAUAGAGCUCGUCCUUAUUUAGAAGCAAUCUAUAGAGACGUACUGUGCAACGCACACAAAGGGGUAAAAAUGUACAAGUAGACCAGGGCCAAGGCGAAAACAACAUGCUCCUGCAUAACCUAGUGUGCAAAAACAAGAAUCAUCGACUUCGAAAUAUUAAUACUAAAAUUGUAGCAAAGAUACCUACUGUUUUUACUGUCAUCUCUGUCCUCUACCACACGUUCAUCAUCAUCAUCAUCAUCAUCGUCGUCGUCGUCGCUCUCUAAUGGUCAGCUGUUAAACUUCGCUCCGUAUGUGGUGGAUGCAGUGCUAUCCACAGUAUCUGAGGUGGUGAAUUACCACUUGGGGGAUUUCCACGUGAAACAGUAUCCGACUUUAUUUCAGCAGAUAGAAGCCUUCCCGCAACUCGUCCAGCCACAAGUUCGUCUAGUGUCCUCGAUAUUAAGGUUGCAAUUUUGGAUUUUUGGUUAUUAUGGAACUGGAUGGGUCAGGUGUUUGUUGGGUUUCUUUCUCGCAAGUCUACAGAGCAACCAGCUGGAUCAACAAACAGCACAAUCAGAAACUAUAAAUUAAUGAAUAACAUCACUUCUAAUCGAACGAGGACCCAAGUUUUGUCGGUCGUUGCUUGGAUUUGACGCCCGUCGCGAUCCUCUAUUAGCGAAGCGGAGACUCUGGUCAGAUAUCACUGGGUUGUAUUCACUGCAACCCACCAUCUUAGACCAUCUGGAGCACUAUUCGGAGCAACUGAGCUAUACGGUGAUUGGAAUGCAGCCGAGGGCUGUGAUUGGUGCAGAGAAAUUGCAGGACACCUAUCGGUCGGACUGGGGUCGCGACGGAUCGGAAGCGCGUGCAGAGACCAUGCGGAAGUUUGGUCUAACCAAAGAAGACCUUCGUUGCAACGCGACUGGACUAGCCUACACACCGACUCGGUGUCUCUUCGAUGCCGGAUGGGGGAGUCUGACGUUCACUAUCAACACUGAACCUCCGUACGAUGCGACGC